Molecule: messenger RNA, 501 nt
Organism: Verticillium nonalfalfae
Lineage: Eukaryota; Fungi; Ascomycota; Sordariomycetes; Glomerellales; Plectosphaerellaceae
Exons: 2
Coding region: 1-501 (166 amino acids)
Biological process (GO): glucan catabolic process
Molecular function (GO): beta-glucosidase activity
Source: RefSeq, a predicted model, not a curated record
AUGAUCAAGGUCGGAUACACCGGCCGGACGAUAGAUUCUCGACUAGACGAAUGGGCUGAAUGCGGCAACGGCUUGCCAAAAUUUCUCGGCCAGAUCUUACGCGUGCGACACCCAGAACGCGUCGAGACGUUGAUACACUUCGAGCUAGUGGAAUGUCGGCGCGGUCGCCUCACUGAGGUCACGGUCAGGAACACGGGCGCCGUGCGUGGUGCAGAGGUCGUCCAGGUUUACAUCGCCCCCAGCCAGCAGGCGCGCGUCAACCGCCCCAUCAAGGAGCUCAAGGGCUUCACCGAGGUCGCCCUUGAGCCCGGCCAGAGCGAGCGCGUCACCGUCGAGGCGUUGACUAGAUACGCCGCCGCCUAUUGGGAUGAGUCCCGCCACAAGUGGUGUGUCGAGGCUGGUGAAUACAAGGUCAUUGUGUCUGACAGCAGUACCGUCUCGGACAAAGCCGUCAGGGGGUCAUUCAAGAUCGACGAGACGUACUGGUGGAUCGGCUUGUAG